AUGGAGCUUAGGGUUCGCCAUAGCCCUUAUCUGCGGCGCGAUUCCCCUUGUGCGACGCCCGAUUCCCCAUUCGCGUCGCCUGAUGCAACUCCCUCCCGCCCGGUUUCCCAUUUCCCAUUCCACCGCCACGAAACCCCAGUCACGCUGUCCGGCGAUUCCCCUUCCCUCCGCUCGACUCCCUGCUCCCACCACUUCUUCCUUCCGGCGGGUUCCUUUUCCCGUCGCCCUACUCCCCUUCGCAUCGCCCGAACCACAUUCCCGCCGCCCGGUUCCCCUAUCCAGCCUCCGAAAUCCCUUCCACGCCACCUGAAUCCCCUUUCCCUUCCCGCCCAUGGAUUCCGGGCGGGCCGCCCGACCGCCCCUUCCCGCCGCUCGAUUCCCCUUGCGCUCCGCCAAAUUCCAAUUCCCCGCCGCCUUAAUCCCGCUCCCGCCGCCCGAUUCCCCUUUCGCGCCGCCCGCUUCUCCUUUCGCGCCGCCAAAUUCCAGUUCCCGCCGUCCGAUUCGGAAUCCCGCGGCCCGCUUCCCCUUUCCCGCCGCCCGCUGCGCUUCCCGCCGCCCGAUUCCCAUUUUCCGCCGCCAGACAUGCCGUCCCGCCUCCCUGAUCCCUUUUCCGGGCGGCCGACUAUUCGUCCCUCCCGUCCCUCCCGUACCUCCCUUCCCUCCCGUCCCUCCCGUCCCUCUUCUCUCCCUUCUCUCCCUUCCCUCCCGUCCCUCCUUCUCUCCCUUCCCUCCCUUCCCUCCCUUCUCUCCCUUCCCUCCCGUCCCUCCCUCCCUCCCUUCCCUCCCUCCCUCCCUUCCCUCCCUUCCCUCCCUCCCUCCCUCCCUCCCUUCCCUCCCGUCCCUCCCGUCCCUCCCUUCUCCCUCCCUUCCCUCCCUUCUCUCCCUUCCCUCCCUUCUCUCCCUUCCCUCCCUUCUCUCCCUUCCCUCCCGUCCCUCCCUUCUCUCCCUUCCCUUCCCUUCCCUCCCUUCCCUCCCUUCUUCCAUUCCCUCCCGUCCCUCCCUUCCCUCCCUUCUCUCUCCUUCCCUCCCUUCCCUCCCUUCUCUCCCUUCCCUCCCGUCCCUCCCUUCCCUCCCUUCUCUCCCUUCCCUCCCUUCUCUCCCUUCCCUCCCUUCUCUCCCUUCCCUCCCUUCUCUCCCUUCCCUCCCUUCUCUCCCUUCCCUCCCUUCUCUCCCUUCCCUCCCUUCCCUCCCUUCUCUCCCUUCCCUCCCGUCCCUCCCUUCCCUCCCUUCUCUCCCUUCUCUCCCUUCCCUCCCGUCCCUUCCUUCUCUCCCUUCCCUCCCUUCCCUCCCUUCUCUCCCUUCCCUCCCGCCCUCCCUUCCCUCCCUUCCCUCCCGGCCCUCCCUUCUCUCCCUUCUCUCCCUCGCGCUCGCAAUCCAUCGAUGGAUCAACACAUUAGGUCCCCCCCACUUCCCUACCUGUCCUCUCAUCCACCCCUGCAGGGAUGA
Closterium sp. Yama58-4 is the source of this 1446-nucleotide messenger RNA. The record is from the annotation of a GenBank genome assembly. NCBI's taxonomy places the organism in Eukaryota, Viridiplantae, Streptophyta, Zygnematophyceae, Desmidiales, Closteriaceae.